AUGGCCAUGUCGUCGCCGGCAACGUCGGCCAGAAAGGCUGUUCACAAACUGGAUGUCGAAAAGGUGUCACUGAAUCUUCAAGACCGCCUGGGCCUUGCUAAAGUCAAAUACGAACGCAUGCAUGGGCUGCACACAGACCCAAUGGACGGCAGCGAAGAUAAUAGCAGCGUUGGAAGAAAGCCUUCCUCCACUUUUUCGAAUGGCCACCCCGGAUUCGAUACCCCCACCGCUUCUACCCCGCUGACAAGCCCCAUCUUGACAAAAGACCUGCCUCGUUCUGCCCGUAGCAAGCAUGCUGCAAUGUUUGAUCUUCGGUCCAUGGAAGCCAUGACCGGCGGCUCUCGAAAACGAAGAAGAUGUGACUCCACGACUGAAAAGUCUGUGAAGGCCAACCGUAUCGCCUCGGAUUUUAUCGAUGCCGUCCUUCCCUCGUCACCUACUACUGGUCGUCAACGGGCUUCCGUGUCUGGCCAUUCCGCCUCCUAUGUAUCCCAGUCUGAUACUAUCCCGGACGAUUCACUUCUGUCCCCCGAAAAAUUUUCAGACCAGAAUAUCGAUCCCGAACUUCCCACAAGCAACACAAUGCUGAGCUCCUCUCCACCACGCACCCCCUCGCCCCGACGAAAACGUCUUUCUUUUACUUCUCGGAAUCACCAAGAUGGCGCCGAUUUACUGAUGUACCUGGCAAAUUCCCCCACUCCAAUCACUCUUGGAGAUAGAACUCGCAUACCUGAUUUCUUCCCUUCGACUCCUCCUGCUCAGCAUGCCUACCUACCUUCCCUCCUUUCUACCCCCGGCGGCGGGUUUGGCAUGAACUUUAAUACGCCUGGUCAGCCAUUCAACUUUGCUGAUUUUGUGAAUGUUACUCCCAGCCCUGCACAGCGUCCAUGGGGCAACAACCGAACACCUCGUGUUGGCCCAAAGACGCCCAUCGUUACGAAGGAAGUGAGGAAGCGGCUUAACUUCGAUGCCCUUGUUCCUCCGUCUGGUAGCCCAAACACAAAAACUUCCGAAAGAAAAGUUGGCCUGGCUCUACAACUGGGCGAAGAACUUCACUUCUAA
Ophidiomyces ophidiicola is the source of this 1062-nucleotide messenger RNA. RefSeq lists its product as uncharacterized. The record is from RefSeq and is a predicted model, not a curated record. The coding region runs from base 1 to 1062 and encodes 353 amino acids. The transcript is spliced from 2 exons. NCBI's taxonomy places the organism in Eukaryota, Fungi, Ascomycota, Eurotiomycetes, Onygenales, Onygenaceae.